AUGACCACAAUUCCUAUUGGUUUUCGUGUUGCCCAAGCUGUCGGCUUCACGGGUGCUGCUUGGCUAUCUGGUAACAUCGCCGCUUUAAGCAUGAAUGCUGCACCUGCAGUCUUGCGUGCCCGGGUCGAAGACAAUUUGCCAGUCAAAAAUACGGUGAAGCUUUGGAGAAAUCUCUAUGAAUCCGGCAAAGCCCAGAACCCUCCUGUUGCAGCUCUCACCGCCUCGGCCUUCUUCUACCUUGCGUGGUCCAACCGCUCUAGUUCGACACUAAUUCGCCAAGUUGCGCGCAACAGCCCUGCAUUGUACGGCACGGCAGCAAUUCUGACCUUGAGCAUCGUACCCUUCACUUUCGUUGCGAUGAGUAGCACUAACAAUGCACUCUUGGCCAAGACAGAGUUAGACUCUGAACCAUCCGCUCAAACAAGCGCGGAGAUUGAUGAUCUUGUGAAAAAGUGGAUCUCGCUCAAUGGCAUUCGGAGCCUCCUACCUUUAGCAGCUGGUGUCUUUGGCAUAUUCGCCGCCCUCGCGUAA
Penicillium longicatenatum is the source of this 531-nucleotide messenger RNA. RefSeq names its product anthrone oxygenase family protein. NCBI's taxonomy places the organism in Eukaryota, Fungi, Ascomycota, Eurotiomycetes, Eurotiales, Aspergillaceae. The transcript is spliced from 2 exons. The record is from RefSeq and is a predicted model, not a curated record. Bases 1 to 531 code for a protein of 176 amino acids.